GUAGACGACCGUCACAUAGCCUACUCUUGGUUGCGCUCAUUUCUUAAUCAUAUAGCCUACUAUAGCGCACAUAAUAACGAAACAAUUAUGUGCCACAGCUCACACUAUCCUUCCUGUCUUGUCAGAUGACUCUUCCUGCUAAGCAAGAUUCAGGGAGUGGUUCCCAGCAUUGGUUUCCAGCGUAAUAUCCUCUAUCGCCAUAGUAAAAGCGGUUUGUUGUAACGCGCAUCUUGGAAACUUCUGUGGCCAUAGACUACGGAUAUGUGGCGCAUCAUCCAUGGGGAGAAGCUGACCACUGUAGUGAACUGACUGAAACAAAACAAUGACCUCAAAAGCCAAACCCAAACAUCACACAGAUGGUGUGAAACCCUCAAAAGAACCCCCCAGCUUGCCUGUGUCUCUGUGUCGACUUCACCUUAUUAAUCCAGAAAGCUAAAAGACCACCGCAAGAUGUAUCGUAAUUUCCGCAUCCAGCACUUGCAUUUCAUGCAGGUGCUCUCCACCUGUCUCCUCCUGUCAGGGGUCAUGGUGUACUGGGACACCCUGAACAACGCUGUGACGGCCUCCUACUUCUUCUUCGGCCCCAGUUUCAGAAACGACAGCUUUGUCGUCAGCCCAGAGGAAGCGCGCAAAUUCAGCGACCACCGAUAUUUGAUCAACCACGUGGACAAGUGCCUCAAGUCCGAGGACGUCUUCCUCCUCCUCUUCGUCAAGAGCAGCCCCAAGAAUUUCCAACGUCGUGAAGGGAUACGGGCCACCUGGGGCAACGAGAGCUACAUCAAGAGGGAGCUGGGGGUGUCUGUGAAGGUGCUGUUUGUUUUGGGGGUGCAGGAUCCCGGGCACGACCCCAAGAUGCUGGUCCAGCAGCAGCUGAAGCAGGAGGACCAGAGACACCACGACUUGAUCCAGCAGGACUUUGUCGAUUCUUUCUAUAACCUCACGGUCAAGCUGCUCCUCCAGUUCAACUGGAUGCACGACCACUGCAGCCAGGCUCGGUUCGUGAUCUCCUCCGACGAUGACAUGUUCAUCCACAUGCCCAAUCUCGUCCGCUACCUGCAGGAGGCUGGCCAACAGGCGGAUGGCGCUCGGGAACUGUGGGUGGGCAGGGUGUUCAGAAACUCAGGCCCGGUUCGCUGGAAGACCAACAAGUAUUACGUGUCACCAGAGAUGUACCCCUGGUCGUCCUAUCCGCCGUACACGGGAGGGGCGGCGUACGUGCUCUCCAGAGACGUGGCUCUGCGGAUACGGGAGGCCACCCUGACGCUCAACGCCACGCUCCACAUCGACGACGUCUUCAUGGGCAUCUGCGCCAGCGUCAUCGGGGUGACCCCGAAGGCGCACAACUUCUUCUCGGGCGAGAGGAAGACGCCCUAUCACCCGUGCGUCUACAAGCGGAUGAUCACGUCCCAUGGGCAUGAGGGAGACCUGCGGGAGCUGUGGGAGAGUGCCACCAGCCCCGAGGUCCAGACGGUGGACUCCGGCUCCCUGGGACUGCUCUACUGCUCCAUGACCAGGACGAGGCUACUAUGCAACCCCUUCAACCUCAACACUUACUCUUGCAAGAUAGCAAACAUUUUUUAAGCUUUUGGGUGGUUUAUGAAAUUAUGAAAUUGCAUGGUUGUGUUUGCCAUCACCAAAGAAUGAAUAGUCCUAGACAUUUAUUUCGAACUAGAUGUGAAUUUUUGGACUUGAACUUUUGAAAUGUUUUUUUUUCACACAUGUACUGUUUUUCUGUACUGUAUUUUUCUUUUACUGUAAAUUCUGUGACUUUUUUUUCUUCCAAAGAAGUGAAUGUUGUGCACAAGUCUUGUGAUAUUUAAAUAUUUUUUUUAAGAGACUGAAGAGUUUUGACAUGUUCAUGAACAUAAAGUAUUCUAAGAUGCACCUAGAAGUCACUCCAUCAAACUUCAUUAAAAGCUAUGACUUGA
This is a messenger RNA of Engraulis encrasicolus (European anchovy), 1928 nucleotides long. RefSeq names its product UDP-GlcNAc:betaGal beta-1,3-N-acetylglucosaminyltransferase 5b (gene b3gnt5b). Gene Ontology annotation, cellular component: Golgi membrane. The record is from RefSeq and is a predicted model, not a curated record. Lineage: Eukaryota; Metazoa; Chordata; Actinopteri; Clupeiformes; Engraulidae. The transcript is spliced from 2 exons. The coding region runs from base 451 to 1581 and encodes 376 amino acids.